AGCAUGGGGGCCCGGCCCCGGAGCUAGGUCACAGUAGGUGUGUUUGAUCAUGGUAAUCUCUCUACUUUACUUCGGAUGAUAAAGCGAGAGAAAAAGCAAGCGAGAUGGAUCCGAAAGCUCAGUUCUCCCCCACUGCUCUGUGGGGUAAGAUAGCAGCUGCCCAAAGACAACGACUCGGCUCUGUGACAUAUUUAUUGAAUUUCUCGGUGUGGAGUGCCCAGCUGCUAGAACUCAAGCCAGCAGAUUACCUGAGGCCAUGGUUCUGGAAAUCACUGGAAAUUGCCUAUUGGCCUCCGAAUACCGCACAAGCAAUGCCGACGGCGAGAAAGGCCGCCGCGCACCGGAAAUCCAAUAUGAACAUUUGUGUGUAACAUCACAGACACUUGGUGAAGUGUCAGUCGCGUCAGAGUCCACAGGUGAGCAAGAGAUACUCCGACUCGAUCAAGCUCGCCAGCGUGCCUACGAAGUGGAUUUCCCUCCUCUUGGUGCGUCCCAUACUGUAAGGGAGAGGAAGAACUUGAAGAGUCAAUCUGCUAAACAAGAGCAUUCGGCACAGCAGCAACCUACACGGACUCAGACUAACGGAGCAGCAGCAGCAGCCACUGUUGUACGCACGACCAGCACACGUCAUCGCAAGAAGCACCGGCGUCUAGUCGGGCAAGACAUCUUCAAGGUGCUGGGACUCGCCGUGGAACUGCUAGAAGACGAGGACGACUAUGCGCAAUGGCCGGAGUCACAAGGUCGCAGCGCUGAUCACGUGGAAGACACGAUGUGCGGGGACGUGGUUCACACCGAUCAUGCCUAUGCCAUCAGUGAAGCCCUCGGCUUUGAGGAGUGUGUCAUGGAAUGCUCCAGGCACCGUAAGUUGCCGACAUCCAGCACUAUGGACGGAGCUAGGCACGGUGCAACAAGGCAUCUUCGUCGAAUCCGCUGGAGCUUCAUCUCUCGACUCAAACUGCCCAGCCGCCACCUUGCACAAAGCUCUUUUAAGAUCUGUGUCGAAUCCUCUGCUAUCCUUAACUCUCUCGAAGCACCCGUCUGCAACAGAGGUCGAUGGCUGCCCACGACUCGUCACUCCCUCAAGAAGUUCCUGGCAAAGCACGAGUGUGAAUCGAUGGACUUUGCGUUGGGCAGCCAACUACACCGCUGUGAAACGCGCCAAUCUCCAUCGCCGUUCACAUCAGCCAAGUCGCGCUAUGUAGCUGCGAGGUGCACGCGCAAGUGCCGCACUGAGUGUGACUGCCUGCAGCGUAAGGCACGCAAGGCUGCCGCAUUGCCGCGGCCCACCGUGGUCGCCACCACGCCCGGCUAUACAACCGAUGGCGCUGGUCACCACGGUCACCGCUACUCCUACACACCACGGCAGCGUGCUCCGCCGCGUAACCGUGGAAACCCGGUGCCGGCCAAGUUUGAACUCCGUGCGGCGGCCGCUCGCACUGCGGAGCUCGAUCUGGAGACCCGGCUCAUCCGGGCGUUGGAAGUGCUGCAGCAUCGCGACAUCAGCCCGGAAGACUAUGAGUUGCUGCUACAGCUGGAUGCCAGUGUGGCAAGGAAGACGGCUAGCAGCGAUGUUGUUCAGCAGCUGCCCACAUUCCAGUACAGCGGCGAUGGCGGCAUGACUGUAACGGCAGCAGCAGCAGCGCAGUGCUCGGUGUGCAUGGACUCUUACACGCCUGACAGUGUGCUAGCCCGGCUGCCCUGUGGCCAUGAGUUCCACAAGGAGUGCAUUGAGCGAUGGCUCCUUAACUCCUCACCAAACUGUCCGCUGGAUGGACUCCCACUGUCAUAGUAAUCACAGUGCCACCGUCCAGCCACCAUAGCUCGCUAUCGAGCACAAAAUUCAAACUUCCUGACCUAUCAAACACAUCAAUUCGCCGUGGACCUUCCCAUGCAUUAUGGGUAUUUCAGUAGUUUUAGCCUGUGCUGUUAUUGGCUUUUGAGCCCCCUGAGAACAUUUUUUUAAAGUUUUUAAAUAAUUAAAGAACCAUCCUAUGCCAACUACUCGUCAAGUGAAGUGGGUACUACGA
Molecule: messenger RNA, 2027 nt
Organism: Sycon ciliatum
Lineage: Eukaryota; Metazoa; Porifera; Calcarea; Leucosolenida; Sycettidae
Exons: 1
Coding region: 257-1789 (510 amino acids)
Cellular component (GO): nucleoplasm; cytoplasm
Source: RefSeq, a predicted model, not a curated record